Molecule: messenger RNA, 2012 nt
Organism: Acanthoscelides obtectus
Lineage: Eukaryota; Metazoa; Arthropoda; Insecta; Coleoptera; Chrysomelidae
Source: the annotation of a GenBank genome assembly
GCGAAUUGACUAAUGAGGGCUCCUGUUUUACGUCGAGACGGCGGCGUUAGCGUGAAAAUCACCCGAACCUUUUGUUUACAUCCGGUCUAUCUCUUAUCUGAAUAUACUGUAGGAACCCUAUUUUUGAGACAAUCUUCGUAUAAAGUCACUGACUUUUUUUAGCUUCGAUCCAGACCCAACGGUGAGGCACACUUGGUUUACACUGAUAAUAGGCGGUGCAGUGACGUAUUUAUCAUUGUACGCCGUAAACCAGACGCAAGUGCAACGCUACCUGACAGUUAAGGAUCUGAAAGCGGCACAGAAGGCACUGUGGUGGAAUUGGCCGAUUUUAACACUGCUGAGUUUGAGCACAUCAUUUUCGGGCCUUGCGAUAUACUCGAGAUUUUACAAAUGUGAUCCUUAUGAUGCUGGCUAUAUUACUAGUUUCGACCAGCUCAUGCCAUAUUACGUGGUAGACACAAUGGGUCAUAUACCGGGCCUGUCAGGAGUUUUUGUAGCAGGAAUAUUCAGCGCCUCGUUAUCUACAGUGUCUGCAGCUGUUAACAGUUUGGCAGCUAUUACUAUCGAAGAUUAUUUAAAGCCAUUGUAUAGAGCAGUAUUUAAAACUCAUCUCCCGGAGACCAGGGAAAGUAUGAUAACAAAAAUAACUUCACUGGCAUACGGAUUCGUAUGUCUAGCGGUAGCUUUCAUGGCGAAAUAUUUGGGCAACGUACUUCAAGCAUCCCUUACCAUUUUUGGCGUCAUAGGUGGACCACUGUUAGGACUCUUCUCUCUAGGAAUGUUCACUACUACCGCCAAUGAAGAGGGCGCUGUUUUUGGUUUAACCACCGGGAUAGUGUUAUCACUGUGGAUGGCAUUCGGUAAACAUCCACCUCCUGAUACUUUGCCAAGGACUACUCAAGGCUGUGAUAUAUUGAACAGAGCAUACUCAAAUCAUUCUACGCAUUUACAUUCCGGAGACCAAAGUGACUAUUUUUGGCUGUACAGGGUAUCAUACCUCUACAAUGGCGUGCUAGGGCUUGUAUCAACUGUGCUCGUUGGCUAUAUCGCUAGCAUUCUGAUCGAUAAGUGCCUCAGGCGACAGAAAAGGAUUUACGAUCCAAAUCUCUUUGUUCCUCCAUUGGAAAAGUGGAUGCGGAAGAAAUUACUAGAAAAACAAGGGAACCUCAACAUGACUGAGUCGUCUGGAUCGAGUGAUGAUUUGAAAAAUGGCCUAAGGACUAUUAGACAGUAUUAAAACAAACCAGUUUGGUGAAAUAGUGUAAUAUUUUAUUGUUACUUGGCAGCACUCGUAUAUUUUACUGUGUAGAUAUCUGUAAAGCAAGGUCUUCGCUAUUUGGUGGGUUCUUAACGAACGAUAGUCUGAUGUACUUAGCAUAGCACUGCAUUCUUUAAUAGUAUGUAACGUCAGAGACGACUAAUAACUGCCAAGCUUAACGGCCUUGCUUAGUAGUUAUUAACUAUUUGGUCGGAUUAUUUAUUUUGUACAUUUUUAUACUAAACAGACAGACGACUGAUAAUAAAAAAUAUUUAUAGUCCUUAUUUUACUGACUUUUGGUGCGAAGUGGUCGUAUGAUCAGCAACAGACUACUUGUCGUCGAUUUGGAAACAUUUUUUAAAAUAUUUGGCUGACGUUAGAAAUGUUGGGUAUUCAGCGAGAGUCUUUUGUAUUUAUUAUAACAAAAUAUUGAACACGUACUUUUUGUUGCAAAACCACUAAUGAUUAGAUUAUACUUGGCUCGUUUGCACAAUGUGGUGCAAGAAGGCAGUUUUCGAGCUACCUAAUUUUACAUAUUGAGUACGCAAGAAGUAUCUUUAAAAAAGAUCUCACGAUACGUGUUGCAAAAGCUAUGAAAAUGUUUAUUAACUUGAGUUUAACAUUUUUUGCAGCUCAGGGUAUGUGAUGAAGAAAAAUCUGUAGUGUUAGGAAUAGUCUUUGUCCAUAUGUCUUCCAUUUGAAAAAAAAAUGUUUUAAUUCCUUGUUACGAGGGAAAAUAAAUUAGUUAUAUUUU